AUGUCUUAAGACUUAAAGAAAUAUUAAGUCUAUGAAGAAGAUUAGAUAUAAAUGAGUAUUAAUGAAUAAUCCAAUCAAAUCGAACAGACUAAGAAAAAAUUAUUUACAAAAUUUGAAAAUGAUAAUUAGAAUGAUUUAAACUGUACAGUUUAAAAAUUUUAAGCAACUUAAUAAUAAAAAAGCCUAAAUAUACCUUAAAAAUAAAGGAAUUCAUCUUAUCAGGGAAUAAAUGACGAUUUCUAUGACAAACUUCUAAAUAAUAAGUAAACAGUGUAAUUUGAUAAUCAUGUUGAAAAAUUAUAAAAAAGUCAAUAGUUCAGAAGAAGUAAUUAAUAUAAAUCGCUUAGCAAUAGAUAUACAAGCUCAGAAGGUGGUUAUAAAUAUGAUUAGAUGAGAUAAGCAAAUCUUUUGGAAGAUAAUCAAAUUGAUUCAAUUAAUAAAUAUGAAUAUUACGAUUCAAAAUAUGAAGAAUUUGGAAAUGCAUAAACUAAUGUCUUAUAAUAUUAUCAAAGGCAAAAAUUGAAUGAAGUGUACAGAAAGCGGUAGGAUUAAUUGUCCUGUUCAUUUUAUUCUAAAAACUCUAAAAAACUCCUCAUUAAAACAAAUUAAACUAUCUACUAAGGAUAAAUCAAAGAGGAAUAGGAUCACAAUGAUUCAAGUGACACGAAUCAAUCAAGAAUCUCUAAGAAUAUUUCUGAAUCAGAUUAAAAAGACCAACAAUUUAAAUAUGAGGACAUAUAGAGUAUAAGGAUAUCAAAAAUGUCUGACCUUAGUGAUUAAAUAAAGAACGACUUAUAUUUAGAAGAUGGUUAAGGGACUGAAAAUAGUUUGGGAUCUGAUUUUCACUAUUUUGAUAGCAAUAAAAGUUCCCUUAAUCAAACUCCAUAAAGGAAAUCCCUUAGAGAUAUAAAAUUCAAUAAAAGUUAAGUUCCUAGUCUCAAGAUUUAAUAAUAAGAAAAUGAAACAUAUUUUUCAUAGGCAUCAAGUCCCUAGCAAAAAAAUCAAGAUAAUAAUUAAUUGAAAAAAUAACUAUUAACAAUUUCGAUUGAAGGUUCAGGUUCAGGUUUCUAAUCUAAUUUAAUAUCACCUAUAGUAGGCUAUCAUGAUAAUGGAUUACAUAAAAAUACGAUGUCCUUUGGAAGAUAAUAGGGGUGCAACAGUUAUUAAAAAUCCUUAAAAAAGAAUAUCCCUUAUUGCAUCAGUCCUUUUGACUGUAAUACUCCAAUUAAUGAAGAAUCUAAAAUUUUUAAUGAUCUUAUAAAAUGGGAUUUUGCAAAAAACAAAUAAAUUGAAAAAGAGUAGGCUAGGAUAAGAGACUUAAAAACCUAAUCUGUGAAGAAGUAGUAGAACUAUGAGUAUGAAAAAAAAAUUAAGGAGCUUGAACAAGAGCUAAAAUUGAAAGAAGAACAAAUUGAAUAACUAGAAAAAAUUUAAUACUAUAACCAAAGAAUAAGUCUAAUUCCAAAUGAAGAUGAUUGGAAUUCUGAUUUUCAUAAUAUAAGGGAAUUUAUUGAUGAUUAUAAAAGCAAUUUAUAUUAAUUGAUAUCUAAUAAGAAUUCAAAUAUAUCUUUUAUUAAUUUGAUGAAGAUAACUUCAAUUAAUUCAGUAGCAAUAAUUCAACUUAGACAAAUUAAUAAACAUCUGAAGAAUAACCCAAUUCGCAAAAUUAUAAGUAUUUAGAAACAUUAAAUUUUAUCACCUAUUUUCGAAAAUAUAAUACUCUUACAAUAAAAAUCUUUAGCAUUUGGAUUUGAAUUUGGUCAUGCUGUCCCAGAACUCUUUUAAAAACUAUUUUCCCUUAGUAAAAGAGAGAAAUUUAGAAAUAGAUUACUUGAUAUGAAUGAAUGUGUAAAAUAUGAAAUACAAGAGUUAAAUAAUUUUUUAAAGAAUCAGAAUAAAAACUAAAGUAUAAAUGAAUUGAAAGAGACACUUGAAUCAGAAAUUAUCAUAUAAAAAUACAUUUAAUAAACAAUUUACAAUAUAUCUAAUCUAUUCAAAGAAAGAAUAUUGUAAAUACAGGAAGGACACAAACAAAUGUAAGAGUAAUUAAAAAAAAAUACUCUAUGUAAUUGA
Paramecium tetraurelia is the source of this 2073-nucleotide messenger RNA. RefSeq lists its product as uncharacterized. NCBI's taxonomy places the organism in Eukaryota, Ciliophora, Oligohymenophorea, Peniculida, Parameciidae. The record is from RefSeq and is a predicted model, not a curated record. The transcript has 3 exons.